AUGGAAGACGACGAUAUGGAUGCGUCGCUUGAUGGGCCCAUGUCCAAGCGUGCGAUCAGCGCCCAGAUUGACGACCCACAUCUAGUGCGAUGCCUGCCGGACACGCAAGAUACGUUGCGACAGAGGCGUGCCAUGUUCCAACUGCAAGGCAAGCAAAUUGAGUAUGAUUUGUUGGGCCUGAACUUGAAGUUGCCGCUGAUUCGUGCAGCUUGCAAAACAGCUCCCCCUCAACAGAAAGCGCAGCGACAAAGGGUUCACAUAUCUGAAGAAUACGAGAAGAAGAUUGAUAGAAUUGAAGACCGCUUAGCUGGUAUUGAGAAUGUUCUUGCCAGUCUCGCAACGAAACUCGGCAGUCUGGACCUCCAGAAAGACUCGCAUGAAUCCAGCAGCCAAUCGCGGUCGAGCCGAGUUGGCCCUUCAAGGAGUCCUGGAAGUGUCCUCGUCGAAGCCCCCACACCCGCGCCAUUCGAGGGCGAGAGUUCUAUCAAUAGCCAGUCAGACUAUGCUCGCGAGAUGCUGGCACGAGCGAUCGGGAGUACACCCUCUAUUGGACAGAAUGAAGAAGUCAAGUUGGCACUUACUGCUCUUUCGGAGAUGGUCUCUCAGCACGGCCAAAACCCUGCAACUUCCAACCCCUUGAUCAACCAGUCACUUGUCGACAUUGACCCAUCGAAGCUGGAACGACCGCCUUGGGAAAUUGCGUGCUAUGCUUUGGAGAAAGCUAGUGGUAUGUCUACAGACUUUGUACCAUUCAAGCCGAUCUGA
Alternaria viburni is the source of this 765-nucleotide messenger RNA. RefSeq lists its product as uncharacterized. Bases 1 to 765 code for a protein of 254 amino acids. The record is from RefSeq and is a predicted model, not a curated record. The transcript is spliced from 3 exons. NCBI's taxonomy places the organism in Eukaryota, Fungi, Ascomycota, Dothideomycetes, Pleosporales, Pleosporaceae.